Molecule: messenger RNA, 408 nt
Organism: Cryptosporidium ubiquitum
Lineage: Eukaryota; Apicomplexa; Conoidasida; Eucoccidiorida; Cryptosporidiidae
Exons: 1
Coding region: 1-408 (135 amino acids)
Source: RefSeq, a predicted model, not a curated record
AUGCCAAACCGAUAUGAAGUCAAUCAACAUAAUAAUGGAGAUGGGUGUUGUUCUGGGUUAAGAAAGAGGCUUAGAUCUGUUUUAAGGUCUUGUACUGGUGGUUCAUGUUCCUCAUCAGAUGACGAUGAAGAAGUUGAAUUGGAAGAAUACAGACAAACGGGAAGCCCAGUUCCGUCAAUAAGCUCCCAAGUUGAUCGAACUCAAUUCCGCGUUUCUUCUGUUGGAGAGUUAAAUGCGAAAACUCGAAGAGAUGCAGAUGAAUUGCAAAAGCUAUUAACUAGAUAUAAAGAGUUCGGUUGUUCACCUGGUGAUGAUAGACCAGCCUGCAAACAUUUAAGAGAUAGAAUCAAAGAACUUAAAAGGAGCUUGCUUAAAAGGGGAGUAGCUCUUUCCGAAUCUUGUGACUGA